This is a messenger RNA of Bactrocera latifrons, 428 nucleotides long. Its product is annotated as adipokinetic hormone. Lineage: Eukaryota; Metazoa; Arthropoda; Insecta; Diptera; Tephritidae. The record is from RefSeq and is a predicted model, not a curated record. Gene Ontology annotation, cellular component: extracellular region. The transcript is spliced from 3 exons. The coding region runs from base 10 to 261 and encodes 83 amino acids. Gene Ontology annotation, molecular function: hormone activity.
GUCUUCAAGAUGAACUCAACACGUACACAACUCWUCGCCGCCAUGUUCUUGCUCUUCUUGGCUGUGGUCAACUGUCAGUUGACCUUCUCGCCAGACUGGGGUAAGCGUUCGGUGGGCGGCAGCGUAGGUGGCGGCGCAACUGGCUUCUUCGACACGCAGCCUAGCGGCAAUUGCAAGACCUCCAAUGAGAUGCUGCUCGAAAUAUUCCGCUUUGUACAGGCAGAGGCGCAACUCUUCCUGGACUGCAAGCAUCGCGAGUAGAAGUCAUGUCAUUAAUCAYCACAUAAAUACUCGAUAUUUUUAAUAUAUACAUAUGUGCAAUUGUUUUUGCAUUUUUUAUUUUGGGGUAGUCGGCAUUAGUUUGGAUAAAAUCCGCUUUUCAAUACUUCAAAUGUUUAUUUGAAAUUAAUUAAUAAAAACUAUAGUGU